GCCACGCUAAAAGACAAAAGUCUGAUGAUAUAUCCAUGGAUGACGUGGAUUCCGUGUUGGGGUCUGAGCUAGGAGACUUUGUAAAGCAAGAUCAUUCGAGAUGGCAGCAUAUUGUGGAAAAAGUCGUCAAAUCUGUGGUUUCGAUCCACUUUGCUCAAGUGGUGAACUUUGAUACCGAGAACGCUCUUUGCAGUGAGGCAACGGGAUUUGUUGUUGACGCAAAACUGGGAAUAAUUUUGACUAAUAGACAUGUCGUUGGACCAGGGCCCUUUAUUGGAUAUGCCGUGUUUGAUAACCAUGAAGAAUGCGAGGUCAAACCAAUCUACAGGGAUCCCGUGCACGACUUUGGAUUUCUGAGAUAUAACCCAGCAGAUAUAAAAUACAUGGAUGUUGGUGAAUUACAGUUAAGGCCAGAUCUUGCCAAGAUCGGAGCAGAAAUAAUGGUCAUAGGCAACGAUUCGGGUGAAAAACUUUCUAUACUUUCCGGUUUUAUCUCACGACUUGACAGAAAUGCCCCAGACUAUGGUAUUAACUCAUACAACGACUUCAACACAGAAUAUUUGCAAGCAGCAGCUUCGGCUUCGGGAGGGUCCUCGGGUUCCCCCGUUGUCAAUAUAGAUGGCCAUGCGGUGGCUUUACAAGCAGGAGGUAAUACAGAAACCUCUACAGACUUUUUUCUGCCUGUGUAUCGAGUUCUUCGCGCUCUGAAAUGCAUCCAGAAUAACGAGCCUAUUACGAGAGGAAGUAUUCAAGUUCAAUGGCUAUUGGAACCUUUCGAUAAAUGUCGCCGGCUGGGACUUCGCGCAGAGACAGAAAAACUGAUGAGAGAAAAGUUUCCGAGUCUCAAUGGUCUUCUGGUCUCUGCUGUCACGUUACCUGAAGGCCCUGCUGAUGGGCUAAUAAGAGAAGGUGAUUGUUUGAUAUCUAUCAACGGAGAGUUGAUAUCUACAUUCAUCACUGUGGACGAAAUUCUGGAUACUCAUGUCGGCAAAGAGAUUGAGAUAGUCAUUCAGAGAGGCGGCAAAGAUUUAACUGUUCGCUGUACUGUUGGAGAUCUUCACUCAAUUACACCCAGAAGGUACGUCACCGUUUGCGGUGCGACUUUCAAUGAUCUGAGUUACCAACUCGCUAGAAUUUAUGCAGUGGCAGUGAAAGGUGUUCACGUGAGCAAUGCCGCUGGCUCUUUUGUGUUGGGCACCAAUGUUCCUAAUGGAUGGCUCUUGGACUCGAUUGACGAUAAAGAUGUGUCUAAUCUCGACGAAUUCAUCGAGGUUAUGAAAUCAAUCCCGGACUCUGCUUUCGUGACCGUCAAGUGCCGCCAUCUUACGGACCUUCAUGUCCCAAUUAUCAAAAUCGUCCAAAUCGAUCGCCACUGGCACUCUAGUUUCCGUUUAGCAGAAAGAAACGACACGACUGGUCUUUGGGACUUCACAACUCUGCAAGAGAAACCAUUACCACCACCGGCUCUGUCCCCGAAAAAUGCUAAAUUUGUGGGGCUUCCGAUCGAAUUUGAAGGUUGUAAGCAACUCGAUCGUUCUUUGGUGAUGUUAAAGAGCACCAUGCCUGUCCCGCUGGAUUCGUUCAGUGGACAGUCUCGCAAGUCGUAUGCCGUUGUGAUUGAUGCUACCAACGGAUAUCUUCUUGCUUCGAGGUACUGUGUGCCUCAUGACCUCCUGGACGUUACUAUGACCGUUGCAGAAUCGAUCAUAGUACCAGCUAAGGUUGUCUUUUUACACCCAACCAAGGGAUAUGCCAUUUUGAAAUACGAUCCCAAACUAAUUUUGGCUCCUUUGCAAACUCCCCAAUUCUGCGAGAAGCCUUUGGGAAGAGGUGACAAAGUGGUGUUUAUUGGUCACAACAGAGCCCAAAGGGUGGUUGUUGACGAAACAAAAGUUAGUGACAUUGGGAUCAUACAUCUUCCGAAUAAUGUCACCUCCCCCAGAUUCAAGGCCUCCAAUUUCGAAGCCCUGCUAAUUGACUCUAACUUAGGCCAGCAAUGUGGUUCUGGCGUUCUCUGUGACCCCAGUGGGCUGGUCCGUGCGUUUUGGCUCGCCUUCGACGCGGACGAAGACAAGACCUAUUCCAUGGGGCUGGACGCUACAGAUGUGCUCUGGGAACUCGAAAACCUCAAAACCCAGCAGGUCCCGGAACUCAAAUUCAUUGAUGCUGAAUUUGGUAACAUCCCUAUCGUUAAUGCUAGAAUCAGUGGUGUUCCGCAGGAGUGGAUCACAAAAAUUGAAGAAAAGUCUGCAGAUCAACCCAGACUGCUCAGCGUUCCCAAGGUUAGCAUUUCACUCGAUAACAAACCCUCCUGCGGUCUCAGACAUGGAGAUAUUGUGCUGAGUGCAAAUAAUCGAGUCAUCACACAAUUUCGUGAUAUUGACCAUGUUAUCCGAGACCUCGACGAGAAUGUAAACGAGAUUUCGUUCAAAAUCGUCAGAAACAAGCAAAUCAUGGACAUCAAUGUUCCUUUGGUUUUGAGUAGCUCCUUUGUCACUAAGCACGUGGUCUAUUGGGCCGGUGCCGUGUUACAGGAGCCUCAUCAUGGUGUAAGACAAGUGAUCAAACAGCUACCUUCUAAAGUUUAUUGUACGGCCAUGGCGCCAGGAUCUCCCUCCAGAUUAUACACCAUUGGUGUCACCAAUUUCAUCACGCAUGUUAAUGAAAAACCAACACCCACAUUGGACGAGUUUGUUAAGGUCGUGAAAGAAAUCAAAGACAAUUCAUAUUGCAAGUUAAGAAUCGUGUCUUUUGACAACGUCCCAUUUGCACAAACGCUCAAAGUCAACUACCACUACUUUGAGACGGUGGAGAUGAAAAACGAGGAGGGGUGGCAUGAAUACGGUGAGCUGGACUCCUCCUCUUUGCAUGCAUAGAUCAAUCGCUCAUAAGAUUGCAGUUCGUCAGUAAUUCGUUUGUAUUAAUUUUUGUAUAUACAGAUCUGGUGAUUGUUUCACAGGUAGGGCAUUAGACGCUUGAGCUGCUUCUCUUGGAUAUGGUUAGCGUAGGUAAUUCCAGUUCUCCUCUUCAAGAUGCUGUGCGGGUGGCCAGCGUUUCCGUGUUUGCGGCCCUGCAAUCCACGCUUGUAGCCAGUGCCUGUCUUACGCCAUCUUUUGUAAGUGGCACGGUGCGUCUUCGCAAGUCCACGGGUCAGUUGUGGAAAUGAAAAUUGGACCAACGGGCGAAAAAGCGAAAACAUGAAAAUGGAUGGACAAAAUUUUACGAAUUUUAUAUAAUUUAUUCGCUCUCCGAGGAAUAGCCAAGUUGCGACUGAAUGGAGUUUUUUGGAGAACAUGACACUUGACUUCUUUGGUGGCUAAGAGACGUCUCCUUUUGUGAGCGAGUUUUAGGAAUCCGGCCUGCGGUGUCAGAAUUGCUGUCUGGCAGCUGAGCGCGAUCAGA
Ogataea polymorpha is the source of this 3402-nucleotide messenger RNA. RefSeq lists its product as uncharacterized. The record is from RefSeq and is a predicted model, not a curated record. NCBI's taxonomy places the organism in Eukaryota, Fungi, Ascomycota, Pichiomycetes, Pichiales, Pichiaceae. The transcript has a single exon. Gene Ontology annotation, molecular function: protein binding. The coding region runs from base 822 to 2876 and encodes 684 amino acids.